CAGGCAAAAUGUUGUCCAGAUUAGACAGCCAAAGGCCAUAGUGAAAUGACAAUACAUAUAAUAAAGUGCGGGGAGCGCUCAUGAGACAGUCGUGCCAUCGUCUGCUCGAACACCAGCAGGCAGGCGAGGAGGAGCCGCCGCUUUAUUCGCCCAUUGACCGAAUUUCAGUGGUACCAGAUCAUGUGGCCCGGGAGGCUGACACCAAGCUGACCCGAUAUGCGACGACGGAGGAAGACGAAGCCACUCUGAGGGAGCUACUACUUAGCCUACAACGACAGGUCAGCGUGAUGAGCAUGAACCUCUCGCAAAAGCUGGACGACCUGCAGCGAGGUGACCGCCAGCUGGAGACGACGGUGGCCCUCUGCGAGAUCCGCACCCAACUGCAGGAGCUCACCAAGAGCGUGGAGUCAUGCCAGAGCGAGGUGUCGGAGGUGAAACGUGACAUGGUCGCCAUCAAGCAAGAGCUGGACACCGUGCAGCAGGUCAAGGAGGAGAUCGAGGAGCUGCGCGAGUACGUCGACCGGCUGGAGGAACACUCGCAGAGGCGGAAGCUGCGGCUGCUGGAACAGCCUUCGAACAAGUCCAUGGAAACAGAGAAAGAGAAACGUGGAAAAGGUUUGACUUUCUUCCUCUCCUACGCCAUCUUGGCCGCUGUGCUUGGCAUGCUUCAGUUCGGAUACAACACUGGCGUCAUCAACGCUCCCGGCAGGAAUAUCGAAAACUUCAUGAAAGACGUUUACAAAGAUCGCUACGGGAGAGACAUCACGGAGGAGACGGUCAAGCGGCUUUACUCCAUCGCGGUCAGCAUUUUCGCUAUCGGCGGCAUGCUUGGCGGAUUCUCGGGCGGCAUGAUCGCGAACCGCUUCGGAAGGAAGGGGGGCCUGCUCCUCAACAACAUCCUGGGCAUCAGCGGCGCCAGUCUCAUGGGCUUCACCAAGAUUUCCCACUGCUACGAGAUGCUGUUCUUCGGGCGGUUCAUCAUCGGAGUCAACUGUGGACUAAACACUUCCCUUGUGCCAAUGUACAUAUCCGAGAUUGCUCCCCUGAACCUGCGAGGUGGCCUUGGCACCGUGAACCAGCUGGCUGUGACCGUCGGCCUGCUGCUAUCCCAGGUGCUUGGCAUUGAGCAGAUCCUUGGCACGGACGACGGCUGGCCUAUCCUUCUUGGUCUGGCAAUCUGCCCAGCCAUCUUACAACUGCUGCUGCUGCCGGCGUGCCCCGAGUCACCGAGAUACCUGCUCAUCACGAGGCAGUGGGAGGAGGAAGCCCGCCGCGCCCUGAGGCGGUUGCGGGCUAGCAAUCAGGUAGAAGAAGACAUCGAAGAAAUGAGGGCGGAAGAGCGGGCGCAGCAGGCGGAGGCUUCCAUCUCCAUGCGGGAGCUGCUGUGUUCUCCAACUCUUCGGGCGCCCCUGCUCAUUGGCGUGGUGAUGCAGCUGUCACAGCAGCUGAGCGGUAUCAACGCGGUGUUUUAUUACUCAACGUCACUGUUCACAUCCUCGGGACUCACGGAGGAGGCGGCCAAGUUCGCCACCAUGGGCAUCGGCGCCAUCAUGGUCGGCAUGACCCUCGUAUCACUGCCACUUAUGGAUCGCACUGGACGGAGGACCCUUCACCUGUACGGGCUCGGCGGCAUGUUCAUCUUUUCAAUCUUCAUUACAAUUUCAUUUUUAAUAAAGGAAAUGAUUGACUGGAUGAGUUACCUGUCCGUGGUCUCCACGCUGAGUUUCGUGGUGUUCUUCGCCGUGGGCCCAGGCUCGAUACCGUGGCUGAUCACGGCGGAGCUGUUCUCGCAGGGGCCGCGGCCUAGCGCCAUGGCCAUCGCUGUGCUGGUCAAUUGGAUGGCCAACUUUGUCGUCGGCAUCGGUUUCCCUAGCAUGAAGGCGCUACUGGAAAACUAUACAUUCCUGCCUUUUAGUGUAUUCCUUGCAAUUUUUUGGAUAUUUACGUAUAAAAAAGUUCCUGAGACGAAAAAUAAGACGUUCGAAGAAAUUUUGGCGCUCUUUAGAAACUCCAACGGGAGUAUCAGAGCAAUCAUCGGGUGCGGGCGACGCGGGCCGCCCACCUCCGCCCCUCCCGCCGCCCCGUUUUCCGGCCCCGGGCAACGUCUGACAAUGGGAUCCACCCGCGCGCGCGCCGCUCGUCGCUCCCAUAAAGGCCGCUGCCAACUUCUUGUUUCAUGGACUGAGGCGCAAUGCAGCCCGUGCCCCUAUCACCACACAACAAAUGUUCUAAAUCUAUGUGAUUAGGUAUAAUAGGCUAAGUCACGAGCGUUAGCGUUAGAGAGGGCGGAGAGUUCUGCUUUAGUUGCGGAGUGACGUGAAGUCUCACAUGGCGACCCUAUGUGAACGUUUACACAUAUAUUUCUUUAGCAGUCUUUUAUUACCAGCAAAC
Cydia strobilella is the source of this 2391-nucleotide messenger RNA. RefSeq names its product glucose transporter type 1 (gene Glut1). The record is from RefSeq and is a predicted model, not a curated record. Gene Ontology annotation, biological process: monosaccharide transmembrane transport. The coding region runs from base 81 to 2246 and encodes 721 amino acids. Gene Ontology annotation, cellular component: membrane. Gene Ontology annotation, molecular function: hexose transmembrane transporter activity. NCBI's taxonomy places the organism in Eukaryota, Metazoa, Arthropoda, Insecta, Lepidoptera, Tortricidae. The transcript has 17 exons.